Leptopilina heterotoma is the source of this 2850-nucleotide messenger RNA. RefSeq names its product pre-mRNA-splicing factor CWC22 homolog (gene ncm). Gene Ontology annotation, molecular function: RNA binding; protein binding. Lineage: Eukaryota; Metazoa; Arthropoda; Insecta; Hymenoptera; Figitidae. Gene Ontology annotation, cellular component: catalytic step 2 spliceosome. The transcript is spliced from 10 exons. The coding region runs from base 411 to 2831 and encodes 806 amino acids. The record is from RefSeq and is a predicted model, not a curated record. Gene Ontology annotation, biological process: mRNA splicing, via spliceosome.
UAAUUUAAAUUAGUUAUAAAAGAAAUAAACUUAUAAAGCGAAUAUUAAUUACGGAGAAAAUUAUCAGCACCCAAUUUUGGAUAAUUGCUUCUUAAAAUCUGUAAAAGUACUUACAAUUAUAGGAAAUUCGUUUUAAACGUUUUAAAAAAUUCCCUCCACUUUUCGGCGUUUGCGCAGCCAUUGUUGAUCGUGACGUCACGAACGUCAUCAUUUCUAACCUAAAAAUUGGCAUCUGCCGAGAAACGUAAACGUUUUGUUUUUGACAUUUUUUUCACAAUAUAGUUUAUAAUUUACACAAUAGUUGUGUAAAUUUCUGCACAAAAAAUAGAAUAAUGAAAUUCUUGUUAUCUGUGAAAUAAGUGACUUACCUAUAGUUUUUUUAGUUAUAUUUUUUCUAACGAAAAAAAAAGAUGAGUGAUAACGAAGAGAAGACCACGGAGAAGAGGAAACGUGAUGAUGUUUCUCCGAAAAAGGAAAAUAAUUCCAGUGAUUCAGAGAAUUAUAAUAAUAAAAAACGAGAUGAUCGCGAUGAUGAUAGAAGACGAGAUUCAAGAGAUUCGAAUAAAAGAAGACGACGAAGUCCCGAUUUCGAUAGGAGAAGAAGGGACGAACGGAACUAUUAUCAUCGUCGACGAGAUGAUCGAGAUUCACGUAGAAGAGAAAGAAGUUAUGAAAGAGAUAGCAGGGAUUCUUACAGAAGAAGAGAUAAUGACGAUGAAAGAAGAAAUCUUAGACGUUAUUGGGAUACAGGGGAUAAAAAUGAGGGUAAAUUUAGAAAUCGAUAUGAUUCCGACGACGAGGUGGAAGUUGGCGAUCGAUUCUAUGGAGGCAGGAGAAAACAAAAUAGAACCGAUGAAAAAGAUGCAACUAGUGAAAAACGAAAGGAGAAUGAGCCUCCAACAAACAAGAAAUCCCAACCCGAGGUUCAUCCAUCAAGGAAAAAGAAUGUCGAUGUUCUCACAACGAGAACAGGUGGUGCAUACAUUCCACCAGCGAGACUUAAAUUAAUGCAACAGGAAAUCACUGAUAAAUCGGGAGCAGCUUAUCAAAGAAUUUCUUGGGAGGCUCUUAAAAAAUCGAUUCAUGGACAUAUUAAUAAAGUGAACACUAGUAAUAUUGGGAUAAUUGUUAGAGAACUUUUGAAGGAAAAUAUCGUUCGAGGACGAGGUUUACUUAGUCGAUCCAUUAUACAGGCGCAAUCUGCUUCUCCAACGUUCACCUCAGUCUAUGCAGCACUCACUGCUGUUAUAAAUUCAAAGUUUCCAGACGUUGGCGAAUUAAUUCUAAAAAGACUGUUAAAUCAAUUUAAACGUGGUUAUCGUCGUAAUGAUAAAGCACUUUGUAUAUCUUCUGGAACAUUUAUUUCACAUCUAGUAAAUCAAGGCGUAGUUCACGAUCUUCUUGUUCUCGAAAUUCUUAUGUUACUUACGGAAAAUCCAACGGAUGAUUCAAUCGAAAUUGCAAUUGCUGUUUUAAAAGAAUGCGGUAUGAAAUUAACCCAAACAUCAAAGAAAGGAAUUGAAUGUAUUUUUACAUCGUUGCGGUCGAUUCUUCACGAGGGAGCUUUAGAUAAGAGAGUUCAAUACAUGAUUGAAGUGAUAUUCCAAGUUAGAAAGGAUGGUUUUAAGGACCAUGAGGCCGUUCCUGAAGGUCUCGAUCUCGUCGAAGAUGAGGAUCAAAUAACUCAUUUUCUUGAAUUCGAGGACGCAAUUGACACUCAGGAUAUAUUGAAUGUUUUUAAGUUGGAUACGGAUUAUGUUACAAGUGAAGAAAAAUAUAGAGCUCUGAUUAAGGAAAUCUUGGAUACGGACAGCAGUGGCUCGGAAGAAGACGGCGAUGAAGAAGAAAGUGAAGCAGAGAGUGAGGAAGAAGAGGAAGGAAAGCAGAAUAUAAUUAUAGACAAUACGGAGACAAAUUUAAAGGCCUUGAGGAGAACAAUUUACUUGACAAUUCAUUCGUCACUUGAUUUUGAAGAAUGCGCUCACAAACUUCUCAAAAUGGAAUUGAAACCCGGACAGGAAGUUGAAUUGUGUCACAUGAUUCUUGAUUGCUGCGCUGAAAACAGAACGUACGAGAAAUUUUUCGGUCUUCUUGCCGGGCGAUUUUGUGCUAUCAAGCAGAUUUAUGUCACGCCUUUUGAGCAAAUUUUCCGUGAUUCCUAUGAUACAAUUUAUCGUCUGGAUACAAAUAAACUUCGUAAUGUUGCGAAUUUUUUCGCUCAUCUCUUCUGUACGGAUUCUAUAUCAUGGGAGGCAAUGUCGUGUAUUAAAUUAAAUGAAAACGAUACCAAUAGUUCCGGACGUGUGUUCAUUAAGAUUUUAUUCCAAAAAUUGUCCGAGGAUAUGUCACUCGCGAAACUAAACGAAAGACUCAAAGAUGCAACUCUGUUUGAAGCAUUCUCUGGCCUAUUUCCAAGGGACGAUCCUAGAAAUACUAGAUUUGCUAUCAAUUUCUUUACAACGAUUGGAUUGGGAGGUUUAACAGAUGAUCUUCGGGAACAUUUGGAGACUCGACCGAAAGUUGUACCUGUUCCACAAAUUGUACCGGAGAAAGAAUCAUCCAGUUCUGAAAGUUCUUCCUCUUCAUCAAGUUCCAGUAGUUCAUCCAGCAGUUCAUCUUCCGACAGUUCGGAUUCUGGUGUUUCAGAUUCUUCUGAGGAUGAAAAGAGAAAAAAGAAGCACAGGAAGAAGCGCGACAACAGUAAUAAAGUGAGCAAAGCUAAAAAAAGGAAAGAAGAGGUCAAGGAUAAGAAGCAGAAGAAGAAGCGAAAGGAGAAGGAGGACGAUAGUAAAGAUAAGAAGAGCAAGAAAAAGCGACGGGAGAAAAAAUAGAAGAGUUGUAUGGAGAUGA